Zasmidium cellare ATCC 36951 is the source of this 423-nucleotide messenger RNA. RefSeq lists its product as uncharacterized. The record is from RefSeq and is a predicted model, not a curated record. Lineage: Eukaryota; Fungi; Ascomycota; Dothideomycetes; Mycosphaerellales; Mycosphaerellaceae. The transcript has a single exon. Bases 1 to 423 code for a protein of 140 amino acids.
AUGUGUGCUGCACGAACGUUUGAGGUCCAGACCCAGACCGCCAGCGAUUCCUGGCAGGCGGCCCGUGCGUGCGCUGCUGCUGCUAUAUUUCUCAGGCUCGCAUCCGGCGUCGCCAACUCUUGGUCAGUCAGGCAUGCCCUCUUGACCGCUCUGUCGCAGCAGUCACCGGUUUGGUCUGCUGUCCUCUCCAUCGCCGCCGCUGUUGAGCGUCUUGCAUAUGUACUGUUUCGUUUCGGACAGGACAACGCGACGAGCGAGGACGAGGACGUGGUCGCAGAGACUUUCGUUUUCCAGCGGCCCGCAACCCUCUUCCUUCUUGGCCGAUCACGGGAGCGAGACGCCUUAAUCAGAAGAUCACUCGAGGGAGACGGAGUCCGCUCCGCAAGAUGGCCGCGCUCUCGUCGCCGGUUCCUCUUCGUCUGA